Molecule: messenger RNA, 828 nt
Organism: Pygoscelis adeliae (Adelie penguin)
Lineage: Eukaryota; Metazoa; Chordata; Aves; Sphenisciformes; Spheniscidae
Product: urotensin-2 receptor-like
Exons: 2
Coding region: 1-828 (275 amino acids)
Biological process (GO): neuropeptide signaling pathway
Cellular component (GO): membrane
Molecular function (GO): urotensin II receptor activity
Source: RefSeq, a predicted model, not a curated record
AUGGAGGUGAGCACAUGUGUCUCGGUGCCCUGCCAGCCCCAAAAUGCCGCCACCCAGCCCACCGCCUCUUCCAAAAGCACCAGAGACCUCUUGGUCACCUCCUUCCUCGGCUGCAUCCCGGCCACCACGUGCAUGGUUGGGGCGGUGGGAAACAUCGACACGCUGGUGGCCUCCACGGGGUGCGCUGGCUCCACGUACGUGUACGUCGUCAACUUGGCCCUGGCCGAUCUUCUGUUCUUACCCACCAUCCCCUUCGACACCCUGCGCAGGUUGAGGGACCACCGGUGGGCGGCCCCCUGCCCGCUGUGGCUGGUGGCCUUCCUCCUCGCCCUCCCCGCCAUGAUCCUCAUCGACCUGUGCACCGGUCACCGCCGCAGGGUGACCAAGCACAUGUGCCGCCCCACCUGGCAGACGGGAACCUGCGAGGCGUAUCUCACCGUCCUCUCCAGCACCUGCAUCCUCGCCCCGGGCAUCAUCGUCUGCUGCUCGUACACCAAGCUGGCUAGGAGCUACUGGAGGUCCCAGCAGGCUUUUGUUCUCAGCAUGGAGGAAACCAGCCGAUGUCCCAAGCGGAAGGUCCUGUGUAUGAUCUCCAGCACCGUGCUCGCUUACUGGACUUGCUUCCUGCCCUUCUGGCUGCGGCAGCUCUUCGGCAUCUCUUGGUACGAGCAGGGGGACCGGGGUGGCACCGCCGUCGUCUCCAUCAACUUCCUCGUGACCCGCCUGGCCUGCAGCGGUGCCAACUGCUUCUGGAUCCAGGACAGAGAUCAGGGAACUUGGCACGACUCUCCCGCAGCCAUCUGCGAAGCCACGCGUACCCGCCCCUGA